Camelina sativa (false flax) is the source of this 1459-nucleotide messenger RNA. The record is from RefSeq and is a predicted model, not a curated record. NCBI's taxonomy places the organism in Eukaryota, Viridiplantae, Streptophyta, Magnoliopsida, Brassicales, Brassicaceae.
AAUAAAUUGUUUUCAAUUGUUUCUCUAGAGCUAGUCCUCUCGUUCUGCCGAACCAGUAAAGUAAUAAUGUCUCUGAUCGGCCGCCUUAAUCUUGGUCGGCGUUUCAGCACCGCUGUGCCAAGAAGAGCGGAGGACAUAAUGUCAAACCCAGACUGCCGUCCUACGCAGCUGUUGUUGAGAGUCUCGUACUUGAUCAGAUACAUUGGGGAUCUCGACACGGCGGCGAAGUAUGCUCGUUUGGCUGUGUUCAGCAAAAUCAACUCCGAGUCCACAGCAACUACAUGUCAAUCCAUCAUCGGAGGCAUGUUUCUGGAUAAAAGGUUCGACGACGCUUUGAGACUCUACGGUUUCUUCUUCAAUCAGCAUAAAUGCAGACCCAACGUCCAUUGCCGCAACAACUUCUUCGAAACUUGUUUACAAAGAGGCUUUUAUGGCCCUGUUAUCAGAUGGCACAACGAAGCCGUCGAAUCUGUUAAAGCCCAUGACUACCCAAGUACCGAUUCUUUCAGGGUCUUGACGAAAGGGUUCGUCCACUCCGGUCGAUUGGACCUAGCCGAAGCCUUGCUUAGACAACUGCCAUUAUCAUGGACAUGGAUCAAUCGCUACCCAGAUCACGUGGCGUUCAACUAUCUCAUUCGCGGUUUUUUGGAUCUUGGAAAUCUAGACAAGGCGAAUUUACUCUUGGCCGAAUUCAAAAGGUUGUUUUAUGUUGCCCUUUCCGUGACGAAAGAUGAUUUGCACCGUACAAACUAUGAUAACAAAAUGGCAUUCCUGAUGGCGACAUUCAUGGAGUACUGGUUUAAGCAAGGUAAAGAGGUGGAAGCUAUGGAUUGUUACAACUGCUUUGUUCUAUCAAACAGGUUACCCGUUUGUGCCGAAACCGGUAAUUCCCUUUUGCUAGUCCUGCUCAAAUACGGUGAAAAAGACCAUGCUUGGGCAUAGUACCAUGAUCCCUUAGAUAGAAAUGGAAUCGACUCUGAUACCAUUAAGAUAAUGGUGGAAGAGUGUUUCGAUACAGGUCGAUUUAGCGAGGCUAUGGAGACCUACAACAAGGCGAGAGCCAAGAACCACUUCCUCAGUGGACCAGAAGACUCUUUGUUUUUUGCUGUUAAAGGAUACAUCAUCACAAGGUGUUGCGAAAACGGGUUGUUGUCACAAGCAGAGUCUGUCUUUGUUGAUUCACUUGCUGAUGAUCUCGGAUACAUUGAUGUUAACACUUUUAAAACAAUGAUCGAUGCUUACGUCAAGGCUGCAAAAAUCGAUGAUGCUGUGAAAACCUCCAACAAGAUGAUCGAUGCAACUCUUAAGGAGGUCUCCGAUCUCUUUUGACCAUUCUUCGUCACUUGGUGGUCUUUAUUUAAUGUAUUUUUUUUUUAAGAUACUUGUUUUAGUCAGACAAUAAUAAGAUAGAGUUUGAAUGCAAUGUUGGUUUGUCUUGGUCAAAAAAGGAAUAAAAUGG